AUGCGCUAUUUGGUAAGCUUGGUACACCCCGCGUGUAUUUAAGCAAUUGACUUUGUAUCAAUUGCUUCCCAACUUCUGAAAUAUGAAAUACGCGUGUUUUCCUUUGCCUACGCUACAUCAGAUUUCUUGCAAAAGCCCUUUUUCGGGACACAUGCGGAACUAAAGACGUUCGCCUGAGGAGUUAACGUGUAAGCGAAUUGUUAAUCUUCCCCCAGGGUACUAAAACAACAAAGGAGGGAAAAGUGGUGAAGUUGACAGAAGUUUUGGAGCCCAACACUACAGCAACACUCAAUCCUCUGUGGGAAGUCGGGGGGAAGCUAAAGAAGUUUGGAGUGCAAAAGAGUUUGAAGGAAACAAGACUGAAUCAUGGAGGGUCUCCGGAGACUGUUGCGCAAAUUCAUGUGCGUCCGCAAACAACUGAUCCUGCUACUGACUCCGCUCGUGCUCCUGCCGCUGGUGUUCCUCAUGCCGCCCAAGGAGGGUAAAUGUCUGUAUGUGGUGCUCCUGAUGGCGGUGUUCUGGUGUACGGAGGCUCUACCGCUGGCCGUGACGGCCAUGUUGCCCGUCUGCCUCUUCCCCACCAUCGGCAUCCUGCCCUCCAAGAAGGUGUGCCCACAGUACUUCCUGGAGACCAACUUCCUGUUCCUCAGCGGCCUGCUCAUGGCGUCCGCCAUCGAGGAGUGGGGCUUGCACCGCCGCAUCGCCCUCAAGGUCCUGCAGAUCGUCGGCGUCAAGCCAGCAUGGCUGAUCAUGGGGAUGAUGAUCACUUCCUCCUUCCUGUCCAUGUGGCUCAGUAACACGGCAACCACAGCCAUGAUGCUGCCCAUCGCUAACGCCAUCCUGGAGAGCCUCUUCGGGGACCUGGCUACGCUCAAGGAGAAGUGCAAGGUCCAGACCCCUGCAGAGGGUGAAGUGAAGCUGCAUGUCCUUCCUUCAGAGCCGUCAGAGAAGCACAUCCUGACCAUGGAGGAUGGGAGAGAGGAGGUGGAGAGGAUGGAGACUGCCUCCCCUGAGGAGGUGCGUAUGGAGGCUCAGUACCAGCUGAAGGUCUGGAAGGGAUUCCUCAUCUGCAUCCCCUACUCCGCCAGCAUCGGGGGCACCGCCACACUCACGGGCACCGCACCCAACCUUAUACUGGUGGGACAGCUCAAGAGUUACUUCCCAGAGUGUGACCUGAUUAACUUUGGCUCGUGGUUCGUGUUCGCCUUCCCCCUCAUGUGCAUCUUCCUGCUGCUGGGCUGGUUCUGGAUCUCCUACCUCUACGGGGGCAUCAACACCAGGUUGUGUAUAAGAAAGCAGGAUGAGAGGGCCGCUGCAGAGGCAAAAGCGCAAGCGGUCAUCGAUGAGGACUACAAGAAACUCGGACCUCUAUCGUAUGCACACACAUCAUCAGCUUUCUUCUUCAUCAUCUUCGCCUUCCUCCUCUUCACCAGAGAUCCCAAGUUUGUCACUGGAUGGUCCGUUUUCUUCAACAAAGGGUGCGUUUCAGAUGCAGUAACAGGCAAAGCCAUUAUCGAUUCCAUCUUGUUCUUCUUCCCUUCCCAGAAACCCUCCCUCAGUUGGUGGUUCAGACCCCAAAGGUCAGUCUCCCCCAAUACUCCGUACAUCCCGCUGCUGUCGUGGAAGAAAGCUCAGGAUUGUGUGCCGUGGAACAUCAUUCUGCUGCUAGGGGGAGGAUUCGCCAUGGCCAAAGGAUGUGAGGAGUCUGGUCUGGCUGUGUGGAUAGGUGGUCAUCUCCAGCCCUUGGCUCGGAUUCCUCCUGCGGCUGCAGUCAUGCUCAUCACUGCGUUCCUGGCCACCUUCACUGAGUUCGCCAGUAACACCGCCACAAUCAUCAUCUUCCUCCCAGUCAUCGCUGAGCUGGCCCUGCGCGUGAACGUUAACCCACUCUAUUUUAUGAUUCCGGCGACGAUUGGCUGCUCGUUCGCCUUCAUGUUGCCGGUGUCCACGCCCCCCAACUCCAUCGCCUUCGCCUCAGGGCACCUCAUGGUCAAGGACAUGGUAAGGACGGGUGUUGUGAUGAACAUCCUAGGGGUGCUGUGUGUGUCUCUGGCCAUGAACACAUGGGGCCAAGUUAUGUUUGACCUCAACAACUACCCAGACUGGGCACGUCCACUAAACAUCUCCACGGCAGCGCCCGUUCUCUCCACCCUCGUCCCUGCCCUCAACUCCACCCUCUGAAGCUGUCAAAUCAGCAGCCAUGUUACAGACCAACCCUCUGACACCGCCCAAUCAGCAGCCAUGUUAUAGAACGACCCUCUGAAACCGCCCAAUCAGCAGCCAUGUUACAGGCAGACCCUCUGAAGCUGUCGAAUCAGCAGCAACGUUACAGCCAGACCCCCUAAAGCCACCAAAUCAGCAGCAAUGUUACAGGCAGGCUAUCUAAAAUCACCCAAUUAGCAGCCUUACUACAGGCAGACCCUCUAAAACUGCCCAAUCAGCAGCAACGGGCAUGUGUUUGUGUUUGUGUGUGUGUGUGUGUGUGUGUGUGUGUGUGUGUGUGUGUGUGUGUGUGUGUGUGUGUGUAUGUGUGUAUGUCUGAUACAAACAUACACACAUAGCCCAGGAGCCUGUGGUUUGGACACUUACAGUAUAUAUUGUAUGCGGUGGACAUUCUCCUCGAAGAAACACCAACAUCACGAGUCCACCUCCAAAGCGUAUUAUCACAGCUGGACAACAGCACCAUCUGCACAGACACAAGCCUCGACAGAUGCCAAGACGCUACACACUCUGUAGUUAAGAUGGCCGACACUUGCCCAGGUGUCAGUAAGCAGCAACGAGAUGUCCUCACACUGAGGGUCAGGGUCUUGCAGACUGAGAGUCAAACUCGUAUCGCUAGACAACCACAUGCAGCUACCACACUGAUAUAGAGUACAGACCUGUUAGAACGGAGAGGGAACCUAUAGGACACACUGUAUGUAAUACAUAGGGCAGAGGAAAGGAAAGACAACAAAGCAUGCAGAGACAAACAAGAGAGGCCAUUGUUCCAGUCAGUAAGCCUGUAAGUGUGAGGCGUACACACAUACUCACAGAGGAAAGUCCUUCAGACGUGCGCACACACACACACACACACACACACACACAAACACGUGUGGAAAGUCGUUCAGGCCCUCCAGCUCAGACAUACAGGAGCCUCUGAGUUCCAUCCAUAGAACAGGCUACAGCAGAAAGCCAAACCAACAACAUUAUUCAGAUGAAGACAUGGAAGACAGGUGUAUACAAACUGUUAUGCACUGUUCUCUAUGAAAGCAGUGCUAUGCGGUCAGAGUAAUUGUGCGUUGUGGGCACUGCUGAGUAUCCGUGUUGGUAGUCCGUCUAAAGUCCCUCCACUCGGCGGCCAUAUUGCAACACACUUUGGGCACUUAUCAGGCAUCUAUUUUGGGCAGAACUGUGCGUGCGCAAGGCUUCAUGACACCAACCUUCGCACCCAGAAGGGAUGGAAUAUGUGUAGACAACUGCCAUAUUGGAGGAUUGGCAUAUUUACUAACCAACCCCAUGCAUUUCUAUGGAGGAUUUUUUGAGUUCUGUGUCUCAUUGCAAAGUCUCUGGUCUAAAUCACACCUGGCCCUCUCCUCUCUCACUCCUGCUGAAGUUGUUCUCUCAGCGCUUUGCUGCCCUCUACAGGUGAGAAGCAGCUGGUGCAGGUAUAUGUGCCUGGUUUCGAAUGAUUGGAGAUGUCAAAGUGAAAGCCUCAGUAGACCGCUGCGAUUAAACAUGUAGAAUGUGUAAAGAGAAUGUGAGAGUGUGUGUCCAUGUAAGACUUAAUGAAUGUUUUAAUGUAACAGUUAAUCUAAUCAGAUUGUAUUCUUCUUAUAAAGUAUUUGAUUUAUAAGACAAUAAAGGCUUGAUUGUCACAAAAAUUCUGCAACUUUUCAAGUAUAAGUAUAUAUACUCUUUUGAUCCCGUGAGGUAAAUUUGGCCUCUGCAUUUAUCCCAAUCCGUGAAUUAGUGAAACACACUCAGCACACAGUGAAUACACA
This is a messenger RNA of Alosa alosa (allis shad), 3980 nucleotides long. It is a transcript of the gene slc13a3, whose product is annotated as solute carrier family 13 member 3. The record is from RefSeq and is a predicted model, not a curated record. Lineage: Eukaryota; Metazoa; Chordata; Actinopteri; Clupeiformes; Clupeidae. Gene Ontology annotation, biological process: citrate transport; monoatomic anion transmembrane transport. Gene Ontology annotation, molecular function: citrate transmembrane transporter activity; succinate transmembrane transporter activity; sodium:dicarboxylate symporter activity. Gene Ontology annotation, cellular component: membrane.